Messenger RNA from Drosophila subobscura, 1510 nucleotides. It is a transcript of the gene gt, whose product is annotated as protein giant. Bases 119 to 1510 code for a protein of 463 amino acids. The transcript is spliced from 3 exons. Gene Ontology annotation, biological process: regulation of transcription by RNA polymerase II. Gene Ontology annotation, cellular component: nucleus. Lineage: Eukaryota; Metazoa; Arthropoda; Insecta; Diptera; Drosophilidae. Gene Ontology annotation, molecular function: RNA polymerase II cis-regulatory region sequence-specific DNA binding; DNA-binding transcription factor activity, RNA polymerase II-specific. The record is from RefSeq and is a predicted model, not a curated record.
UUAGCGUCACGACACCCACGACAACCCACACACACGCACAGACAGAGAGCUAGAGAGCUAGCAGAACAUCAGUUUACAGUUAUUACGCUCUGGAUUAUUGAACCGUUUGACAGACACAAUGCUGAUGCACGAGAAACUCAUGUCCGGACAGUUCUUCAAUGAUCUGAAGACUGAUCGCAAGCCUUUGCUGCAUCACCACCACCAUCAGCAUCAUCAUAUGCAGCAACAGCAUCUGCAUUUGCAGCACAGCCAAUUGCAGCAACAGCAGCAGCAGAGCCUGGCCCUGCCCAAAAUGGAUCUAUAUACCGCCUACGCCUAUCAGCAGCAGCUCCUUGGCGCUGCACUCAGCCAACAACAGCAGCAGCAGCAGCAGCAGCAGGCAACCGUUGGUCCUGCCUCCACCGAGGUCCUGGAUCUGUCUCGUCGCUGCGACAGCGUGGAGACGCCCCGGAAGACGCCCUCGCCUUACCAAACCAACUACAGCUACGGCAGCGGCUCGCCCGCGGCCUCACCCACGGCCACGAGCUCCAUACCGAACAGCCUUCUGUACUCCGUCCAGCAGCAGCAACAGCAGCUGGCUAGCCUCUAUCCGGCCUUUUACUACGGCGCCAACAUCAAGCAGGAGCCAUCCGCUGCACCCAAGGUGGCGCCCAGUGCCACUCCCAGUGUCUCGGCCACCGCCACCGCCAGCCUGCUGCAGACAUUCGCUGCUGCCUCCGCGGCCGCAGCCGCUGCAGCUGUUGGGGUGUCCCCACGCCCGACCAGCAAUGCCAGCACCAUGCAGAUCGAUGUCUUGGAGACGCCACAAUCACCGCCCGCGGCACAGACCCAAGCCCAGACCACCAGCAGCAGCACCACCGCCUCCACAACGCCCACCAGCAGCACCAUGACAACGAGCAGCGCCUCCGACGCGGGCAAGAGCACACGUCCCUUCAAGGCAUUUCCCCGCGAUCCGCUGGUGAUUGCCGCCAACUUUGCGGCCACCGAUGUGCUGCUGGACAAUCCGCGCGUUGAGCGCUACACAGAGUACCGGAAGCGAGUGCUCGAACAGAUCCGCAGCUCGAACGGCGGCUCCCGCACCGUGACGAACCCCAAAAUGCGACGCACCAACUCGCGCAGCGGCAGCGUUAACGAGGGCAGCUCCUCGACCAACAACAGCGAGAGCGAAGAUCGUGCAGCGGCCGAGGAGUCCAGCGAUUGUGACUCACAUGCCGGAAACUACGAGUCCAAGUCUAUCAGCGGCUCUCACUCGAAUGGCAGCAACUCGGGGGCGGCCAAUGCCAGCUUCCAGCCGUCCAGCGGUGGUCAGGUUAAGGAUGCCGCCUACUACGAGCGGCGUCGCAAGAAUAACGCGGCGGCCAAGAAGUCGCGCGAUCGUCGCCGCAUCAAGGAGGACGAGAUUGCCAUCCGGGCCGCCUACCUCGAGCGCCAGAAUAUCGAGCUGCUGUGCCAGAUUGAUGCGCUCAAGGCGCAGCUGUCCGCCUUCACGGCCAAGGUAGCCACUGCCUAA